UUUUUUUCAGCUGUUUUCCGGUGACAGCCGGGGGAAUGACAACAGAGGCAGUCACGGCCCUUCUUCCAUUUAAGCACACUGCAAAACAUCGACAAAAACAGGGAGCUGUCUGCCAUUAGAUUUCGGAGGUUUGGGGAAUUCAUUCUUUAUGUGCCUCUGGGAGCAGCAGCAUGGCAGAUGACAAGGACGUGUUGAGAGACGUUUGGUUCGGCCGGAUCCCCACCUGCUUCACUUUGAACCAGGAUGAGGUUACUGAGAGAGAGGCAGAGCCCUACUACCUGCUGUUACCCAGGGUAAGCUACCUGACUCUGGUUACAGACAAGGUGAAGAAACACUUCCACAAGGUGAUGAGGGCGGAGGACGUGGAGGAGAUGUGGUUUGAGUAUGAAGGGACGCCACUGAAAUGGCACUAUCCAAUUGGAGUUCUGUUUGACCUCCAUGCCUCCAACACUGUUUUACCCUGGAGCAUCACUGUGCACUUUAAGAAUUUUCCAGAUCGUGACCUGCUCCACUGCCAUUCUAACUCUGUGAUCGAGGCUCACUUCAUGUCCAGCAUCAAGGAGGCCGACGCCCUCAAGCACAAGAGCCAAGUCGUCAAUGACAUGCAGAAGAAAGACCACAAACAGCUGUGGAUGGGCCUGCAGAACGAUAAGUUUGACCAGUUCUGGGCCAUAAACAGGAAGCUGAUGGAAUAUCCCACCGAGGAGGGAGGCUUCAGAUACAUCCCCUUCAGAAUAUACCAGACGAUGAGCGAGAGGCCGUUCAUCCAGAAACUGUUUCGCCCCGUUUCACCUGAAGGCAACGUGCACACGCUUGGAGACCUGCUGAAAGAGAUGUACCCAGCUGCUAUACCAAACGACGGUGAGCAGAAGCGUUACCAGGUGGUGAUCCACGGUAUCGAACCGCUGCUGGAGACUCCUCUUCAGUGGCUCAGCGAACAUCUCAGCCACCCUGACAACUUCCUGCACAUCUGCGUCAUUCCAACCCCAACCGACUGAGGCCACGCCUACCACUCCUCACUGUCACUGUGACAACCGACCGACCAGCCAGCCGACCAGCCGGCCGGCUGGGUAACUGGGUGAUGGAAGCGCUAAACGUUGGAAACUCUGAACUAACAGACUCUUUAACGAGAAGGAGUUUACAAUCUUGUCAAUGAUGAACAAAGGAUGUGAAGGAGGUAUUUAACAAAGCUCCUUUUUCAUCUUGUUAAUUGAUAUUUCUAAUCCUCCCGCCACCAAUACUACUACUACUACUACUACUACUACUCCUCCUCUUUCCCCCUCAGAAAACUUGUUUAUAUGAGGUGAGAAUGAAAAGAUCUUCUCUUCCUCCUCUGCCCCUGAAAGGAAAGACAAUUCUUCAGGUGAGGAGCUGGUUAAAUGAGCAAAGGAUCUCUCCCUUUUUCUAUCUCACAUCUCCUUCUCCUCUCUUCUACUCCUCUCCGAGCUAACAAUCAUCUCCAGGCGAGGAGAGGAGGUGAACGGAUCCCUCGUUUUUUCAUCCUGCCAUACAUCUUUCUUUUUUUCCAUUCCAAGACAAAGACUGUCCUGUACAGAGAGAAAGGAUUGUUUGGGAUUUGGGGAGAGGCGUAUCCAGUCCUGCUGAAGUUGCCUUAGUUAACACGUUCAUCGUCCUCCUCAUCGUCCUCCCUGCAAAUAACGUCUGGACUCACAAAGUUACUCUGAGUUUACAUCACAGCCUGCAAACAUAAUCAUCUACAAAAACUCAGGACCAUCAGGAACUCCUGGUGGUCUGUUUUUGACUUCUUUCAGAGGAUUUUCUGUUGGUUAGGUCUCUUGCAUUAAGACUUGACUUCAGUUGACAAAGUGAGCUGGAAUGAGAUGAAGACGAGCUGUUUUGGAGCUCUGAGGGCAUUGACUUGACGCAUGUGCUUGCUCGCACUGUUCCCAGCACACUUCUGGUCUGGUUCGGACUGAGUGUCUGGUGCCACUGUUGAGAUAAACAUCUAAUUUUGAAUUAUUAGAAAAAGCAACUUAACAAGCAACAAGUAUCAUCACCUGGUACUUGACUCAAAAAACGUGUAAUUAAUGUUUAUUUUCAUUUUUCAUCUUCCCUUUUAAGAGAAAUUCCAGUUUCAUACGAGUUUGGUCUGAUUUUAAUAGUUGAAAUAAACUUGAAUUAGCCUUUAAUGGUUACAUCCUACUCUUUGGGUGAUGGGAUUCUACAACUGUCAAAAACAAAUGCUGAAGGAUGUGCUAAUAAAAACAACAUUUGUGUUUAAGCUGAGAACAAGUCUGCACUUGUUUUGUUGUCUUACUAUCUUUGCAGAAGAUCGACGGAGAUAUUGGAUUUUCACAGGAUAUCUUUUGAGAGUGAACAAACUAUUAAUGAGGCCAAAGCAUUUGGUUCAAAUGUCAUGAAUAAAAAAAAAACUGCACAUAAGUUUUCAGUAACAGGUGUUGAUUUCUCUCCAUCAGUACAACAGAGUUUAGCUGUUUUACUGUCUGUUUUGUCAGAUUUGGCCCGAGCCUCUUUGUCUGCUGCCAAACUUAAUUGAGCAUCUGGUUUUGUUUAAUUUUAAGAACUUAGCUUAGAUAAUGAGGCCGCAUUAGCAUUAAGUCUCCAGGCUGUUGGGAGCCACAGUUGUUUGACACGUCCUACAUAUGCUUUCAUUGUAAAAUUGUGGUUCUUGGACACAAACAAAACUGACUAAAGCAUAUACAAAUGACUUUAGUUGACAGCUUCCCAGAUCGCAUUACUUUACUGGAUGUUGAGACCAUAAUUAAUUAAUCAUACUUUUUUGUUGUUGUUAUUUUUUCCACAUUGUGUACAUCUGUUCAUACUGAAAUAAAACAUUUCUUAAAGCA
Molecule: messenger RNA, 2828 nt
Organism: Micropterus salmoides (largemouth bass)
Lineage: Eukaryota; Metazoa; Chordata; Actinopteri; Centrarchiformes; Centrarchidae
Gene: atg5
Product: ATG5 autophagy related 5 homolog (S. cerevisiae)
Exons: 8
Coding region: 171-998 (275 amino acids)
Biological process (GO): autophagosome assembly; nucleophagy; autophagy of mitochondrion
Cellular component (GO): Atg12-Atg5-Atg16 complex; cytoplasm; phagophore assembly site membrane
Source: RefSeq, a predicted model, not a curated record